AUGUCGCAGCGUGAACUAACGUUAACUGGUUACACUCGAUCAGAUGAUGUCGAUUUUCAGUCAAACCAGGAUGUAGAAAUCGAAAAUGAAGAAGAGGAAAUAGAGCCUGAAUUUCUGGACAUGAAUGAGGUGAAUUGUGUCUCAUCUGGGGGGAAAAUGUUCAAAACCUCCAUGCCAGCGUUAAAAGAAGUGUUAUUAGUGGCUGGUAGCAGGACGUACAAGGUCACAGGCCAAUUUCACCUUUGUGAUCCAUGGUGGAAGGUAACCUGCAGAGUUAACCGUGGCAGGCACAGGUUUUUUACCCUCCGCUCCAGCUAUCCCUCCUAUAGUCUCCGCACCAAUCUGAGAUCAGAGGGCCGGUCACUUGUAUCUCUUUUUCUUAAAGAGUGUGAGGCAGACCCUCUGUUUGUUAACAUGUUUAUGGAGUGGUUGCCCAAUGACACAGACGUGGAGCCUGUCAAUGUGCUGGACGUCCUGAAGGAUUUUGAAGUUUCAGCACCAGAGCAUAAAGCUGUGGCUGAACAGCUCAAAUCAAAUGUCAUUAACUCAGUUGCUUGGACACGUGUGAGAGUUGCCAGCAUGUACCCUCAAAUCAUGAAAUACUUCCCAGCAUUGCUGCCAGGCCAGUUUAUGGAGAUAAUAAGCAAUGGAAAGAUGAAAAACACACAGGACACCACUGAAGAAACUCCACAGCAGCAGAGUAACACAGACUUAUUGGAGAAUCUAGAGAAGUUAAUUGAGAAUAAUGUUUGGAAGUUGGGCUUCAGCUAUAUCAUGUUUAAAGAAUUCCAUAUGAUCAGAUGUGAAGCAAAGAUGAAGUCCUUUGAGCUUUGUAAUUUGCUCAGAAGAAUCCCAGAGGUGCAGCAAAAUGCCUUGCAAUUGUAUGAGAAACUGAAACACUACUGCAGAGAAACUGGAAGCACAUACAUUGAACAGAAGAUGCUGCUGUAGAAGAUGCAACAGUGGAAAAUUGCAUUUGAAGGGGCCUUGUUCCUAAACGAGCAAGGGGUGCUGAUAAAGGAGAACAACAAGGUGGCACUUCACAACCUCUUCAGCUAUGAAAUAGACAUUGCUGAAUGCUUGAGGGCCCUGGUUGAGGGAGACCGCUGGAAGAUCCACUUGGAUGUGAGGAAAGUUCUUCAAAGAGCUGCGAUGGAGAGACUAACGGGGAAGGCUUGUGACGCAAGAACAUCGACCUCAGAACAAAAUGACAUGGAGCAGGGGGUUGGGUGCAAGCAAAAAGAUGAAGCUCAGCCAGGUUCCUCAAGCAUGGACCACAAUGGAGGAAUGGCAUCCCACUGCGUUUCUCCCCAGUCCCCAGUUUCUGAGACCAUCAUAAAAGGAGACGACUCAUAUUUUGACUCAAAUGACUCCACCUACUCUGACAUUGAUCCCUCUACUACAGAGCUAGACCCUGAUCAAGUGCGAGCAGCAGAAAUUAUGUGUGCCAACCCGGUGACUGUGAUCAGUGGGAAGGGUGGUUGUGGGAAGACCACAUUGGUCAGCCUGGUGUUUAAGGCAGCCGUGCAGAAACAGACCAGCAAGAGUGACAGUGAUGAAGAGCCUCCUGUAGAGGUUCUCCUUACUGCUCCUACAGGAAGAGCUGCUUCACUUCUUACUAAGAGAACCGGUUUCACUGCUUAUACCGUGCACCAGGUUUUAUGGAGUUUCAUGAAUGCAAAAAAGGAUCAAAGUGGAAAUCCACAAGAAUGGAUGUUCUCGAAGGUGCGGGUGCUGGUGGUGGACGAGGGAAGCCUGGUGUCUGUUCAGAUCCUUCACUCCAUUCUCAGCAUGCUUACCAAACACUCAAAACUCCAGAAGUUCAUCAUUUUAGGAGAUGUGCGGCAACUGCCCAGCAUCGAGCCUGGAAGCACGCUGUGCGAUCUGUUUGAAGGACUCCAGAAGGUCCGUUGGGCCAUUGAGAUGCGGACUAACCAUCGUGCAGAAUCUGAGCUCAUGGUCAGAAAUGCUGUACUCAUCACAGAGAUGGGUAAAAAAAUGUCUUACCAUCCACUGGAGUUUGAUGCCAUUAUUAAAAUGACAAAUCCCUCCACAGUGCCGUCUGACAAAGGGUUCAUUUUUGUCCAAAUUAGUGAGAAAAAUGAUGCUCUCGAGGAAGCCAUUCAAUUCUUACUCGAGAAAGCUCCUGGACUCAAAGAUCAUAGAUCAUCACAGAUUGUGGCAUUUAUGAGGAAGGACUGUCAGGAGAUCAAUGAGCUUUGCUGCAAUCAUUAUUCGCGUCAUUCUUCAAUGACUCCCGAAAAAAAAAUUUGUUUUCAAAUGGGGGAUAAAGUUUGCUGCACAAAGAAUGGCUACAUCUCAGAUAAAGAUGAUGAGAACAUGCAAGAAGAGCCUGCACAUGAUGCUGCUGGAACUUCCCAAGAUAUUCCAAGUAUCCAAAGAAAAAAUGAACGUAUGAAAGAGAACAGAGAAAGAAUGUGCAACGGGGAAAUUUUCUUCAUUAUAGGGGAUGUAACUGAGGUGGAUAUGGGAGCAAGACGCAAAACAAGGUACUUGCUAGAUGAUAAAAAUGGCCGUGUGGUGACUUCUAACUACAGUGAGCUACAGAGAGAGUGUAAACUGCGCCAUGCUUGGGCAAGAACCAUUCACACCUUUCAGGGCUCAGAGGCAGAAACAAUUGUGUAUGUUCUUGGCAGCUGUGGUGAAAACUGGCAGCAUGUAUACACUGCAGUGACACGCGGUCAGAAGCGCGUGUAUGUAGUGGGUAGAGAGCGUAACCUAAAAACAGCCAUCGUGAAAAAGAUCACCCCUCGCAACACACGAUUGCGAGGCCGUGUCAAGGAGAUAGUUGCUCAGCAAGGUCCUAAAGACUCUUUCGCUCAAUCUGACUGCAGACAGAGUCAUGUGGAGACCCCUGUGAAUCAUGGGCCUUCACAGUCCACACCAGUGGCCUCAAAGCGGCCUACUCAGUCAGACCCCUGCACUACACAGAGCAAACUUAUGAAGCAAACCACUUCAGAAGAGCCUCUGUUAGACAGCGCAAGCCCCAAAUCUCACAGCGAGGAGCUUCCUUGAGAAGAUUCGCAUUCUCACAAGGAACAUGUAUGCAGUUAAUUAUGAAUUAUGAUUUUCAAUUACAAAGCAGACAGAAAGGGUAGUGGCAUCAACCAAAAUCUGAGACCACACUGAUUCAAGAUCUAGUUUAAACCUGGAAAUACAAAGAUUCAGGAAUUUGAAAAGUUUUAAAACAAAUAUGCUGUAAAUUGAACGGAAACUGUUUAAGAUUCUGCACUAUUUCUAAUUCAUGUCAUUAUAUAACACGUUUUCUAUUUAGUAUUGUUAACUUUCUGAAAUUAGGUAGCCUUAACAAUGUGUUUGUAUAAUUGGUUGUUAU
Sinocyclocheilus anshuiensis is the source of this 3355-nucleotide messenger RNA. RefSeq names its product DNA helicase B-like. Gene Ontology annotation, molecular function: single-stranded DNA helicase activity. NCBI's taxonomy places the organism in Eukaryota, Metazoa, Chordata, Actinopteri, Cypriniformes, Cyprinidae. The record is from RefSeq and is a predicted model, not a curated record. Gene Ontology annotation, biological process: negative regulation of double-strand break repair via homologous recombination.